Messenger RNA from Aspergillus homomorphus CBS 101889, 819 nucleotides. Its product is annotated as putative endo-1,4-beta-glucanase. NCBI's taxonomy places the organism in Eukaryota, Fungi, Ascomycota, Eurotiomycetes, Eurotiales, Aspergillaceae. Bases 1 to 819 code for a protein of 272 amino acids. The record is from RefSeq and is a predicted model, not a curated record. The transcript has a single exon.
AUGAAGAACGUCAACACGCUUGCCAAACUUGUUUCUCUCUUAUCUGCUGCUACUGGUGUAGCUGCUCACGGCCAUGUGUCGAACAUCGUCAUCAAUGGGGUGUCUUAUCGCGGAUGGGACAUCAAUUCGGACCCCUACAACUCCAACCCUCCGGUUGUGGUCGCAUGGCAAACUCCCAACACAGCCAACGGCUUCAUCACCCCUGAUGCAUACGACACUGAUGAUGUAAUCUGUCAUCUGAGUGCCACCAAUGCCCGGGGCCACGCAGUCGUCGCGGCCGGCGACAAGAUCAGUAUCCAAUGGACACCCUGGCCCGACAGCCACCACGGCCCCGUCAUCAGCUACCUCGCCAACUGUGGCUCCAGCUGUGAGACGGUCGAUAAGACGACACUCAAGUUCUUCAAGAUCGACGGUGUCGGUCUGGUGGAUGAGACUUCUCCCCCCGGCAUUUGGGGAGAUGAUGAGCUCAUUGCGAACAAUAACUCCUGGAUGGUGGAGAUCCCACCGAAUAUUGCGCCAGGGAACUAUGUGCUCCGCCACGAAUUGAUUGCCCUGCACGGGGCGGGAAGUGAGAAUGGAGCCCAGAAUUAUAUGCAAUGUUUCAAUCUCCAGAUCACUGGAACCGGCACGGUCCAGCCCUCCGGAGUCCUCGGCACGGAUCUGUACAAGCCCACGGACGCUGGAAUCCUGGUCAAUAUCUACCAGUCGUUGUCGACUUACGUUGUGCCUGGUCCGACCCUGAUUCCUCAAGCAGUUUCGCUCGUCCAAGCUAGCUCUACCAUUACCGCAUCGGGCACGGCAGUGACAACCACGGCCUGA